AUGGUUCAAUUCGUUACUAUUCUUGCUGCUCUUGCUAGUCUCGGCGCUUCUACUGUUUUUGCUGCUCCUUCUGGUGGUGUCACCAUUAAAAUUCAAAACAAAUGUGGUAAUAAGCUUCAAGUCAAUCAAAUGACCAAUGGUGGCGGUAGUCAAUCCGUUUCUGUAGCCGCUGGCGGCUCCACAACUUUCAAUGUAGCUCCUAACUGGGGUGGUCGUGUUUGGGCUAGAGAAGGCUGCGACGGUGGCGCUGACUGUGAUGCCGGCGCUCCCGCUUCUCUCGCAGAAUUCCUUUUCAAGGGUGCUAAUGGCGAAGACUAUUACGAUGUCUCUUUCGUUGACGGUUAUAAUCUUCCUAUUUCUAUUUCCCCCAAUGGUCAAAGUGGUAAUGGUUAUAGUUGUGGUUCUCCUACUUGUGCCUCUUUGCCUGAGUGCCCUUCUGAACUCCAACAUACUGGUGCUGGCGGUAGCAGUUGUAAGUCUGCCUGCAGUGCUUUCGGUACUGAUGAAUAUUGUUGCACUGGCGCUGCUGGUCGUGGUGUUUGUACUGAUAAUGCUUACUCUUCCAAGGUCAAGGCUGUUUGUCCUGAUGUCUAUACCUAUGCCAAUGAUGAUAGCAGCUCCAUGUACGCUUGCAAGUCUGAUGGUUACACUGUUACUUUCUGCCCUUAA
Messenger RNA from Mycotypha africana, 669 nucleotides. Its product is annotated as thaumatin. The transcript has a single exon. Lineage: Eukaryota; Fungi; Mucoromycota; Mucoromycetes; Mucorales; Mycotyphaceae. Gene Ontology annotation, biological process: defense response. The record is from RefSeq and is a predicted model, not a curated record. Gene Ontology annotation, cellular component: extracellular region. The coding region runs from base 1 to 669 and encodes 222 amino acids.